Molecule: messenger RNA, 1551 nt
Organism: Pyricularia grisea
Lineage: Eukaryota; Fungi; Ascomycota; Sordariomycetes; Magnaporthales; Pyriculariaceae
Exons: 2
Coding region: 267-1181 (304 amino acids)
Biological process (GO): superoxide metabolic process
Molecular function (GO): metal ion binding; superoxide dismutase activity
Source: RefSeq, a predicted model, not a curated record
GGCUAGUAACGCGACUGCAGGGAUCAUCCGAUGUAAUUUUUGGUCGCGUUUUUGGCAGCGUGCUGGGGUCAAUUCAAUUCAUCGGGGUGGUGCCUGGUGUUUCAGGCGCGCUAAAGCCCGGCGAAAUUUUGAAGGAAGCUUCCCAUCCAUCAGGCAGUUUGGUUGCAUACACCCCCCUUUGAGCGAUCCUCUACCUCGACGACGACGACGACGACGACUAGGACGGCCGACCUUAGAUCAUUAUUCACAACAAGGUCAAAUCAGUCAUGUUGCGCCCAACAUUAAGAAUACCGCUCAGGCGGCAAAUACAACCGCUGAGGCCGCUCGUUCAGCGUAGAUUCGAGCACCUCAUGCCGAUACUGCAAAAAGACAAGCAGCAGUUUCUCCAGUACGGCAUCGGCCCCGAAGACGACCAGUUCCUUUCUGCCAGAGCUGUUGAUCUUGCUUGGACUCAGUACAUGUCAUUGACAUUAAAGAAGCUGAACCGAUUGACAAAUGGCAAGGCAAACGACAUCAGCACCGGCCGCGACGCCCUGAGGGACCUGGCCAUCCGCACCGCUCGCGAUCCCCUUAACGCCCCUACCUUCAACUACGCCAGCAUGGCGCACAACAACCACUUCUUCUUCGACGGUCUGUCCUCGGAGCCUGUCGAGAUGCCAAAGCUGCUACGUGAGCAGCUCGAGCAGGACUUUGGCAGCAUCGAGACGCUCCAGCGCGAGUUCCUCGUCACGGCCCUCGCCAUGUUCGGCCCUGGCUUCGUCUGGCUCGUCAAGACCAAGACAACGUCGGGCAAGGACGUCUUCCGCCUGCUGCCGACAUACCUUGCUGGCACGCCCUAUCCCAAGGCCCACUACCGCCGCCAGACCGUCGACAUGAACACGGUUGACAGCCAGGGGCCCGAGGCCAUCGGCGUCGACGGCUGGAUGAGCAAGCAGCAGGCCGCCGUAUCGUCCGAAGGCAAGACUGAAAAGGCCAAUGGUGGCAUUCCGGACACCAACCUCACUCCCGUCCUGUGCCUCAACACCUGGGAGCACGUCUGGACGACCGACUACGGUAUCGUUUAUGGAGAGAAGGAGCGCGAGUCCAAGAGGCUGUAUGUCAGCAGGUGGUGGAGGCACAUCGACUGGGAUGUCGUCAGCAGCCUAGCCAACAUCAGGGCCCGACCGGAACCGAUGCAGUAGUAACUGUUGGAUGGGAGUGAUGAGGGGGAGUGGAUUGAUGGUGGACGGUUCAUUGCCAAAGCUGAGGGCUGUUUUGGGCAAUUUUUUUUCCGCUUGCGGGACGGCGGAGUGAGCAUGAGGGCGGAGGUCUCGCGUGUACUAUUAGAUGUCCCAGCGAUGCCGAGAACAGUAUCUCUCCCGCUAUCUAUUAGGGACUGGUUUUAUCGAGGCUGACGGGGGCACUCGCCGGCGGCAUGGGAUGUGUAGACAUAAAACUGCUGUACCAUGUUGUACAUGUAACAUACAUUUUGAAUGGAGAAGAACAGGACAAGGCGCCAGCAUAAUGUGCAACAUGGUGAUAAAAAGGGCGGCAGUAUGAACUUAAACAGGC